AUGCACCGCCUUGUGGUGGUAUCGGGCUCAUCGCAUUGCGACUUUGCCGAGGUGGUGGCCGAGAGCUUGGGGCUCCACUUGCAUCCAGUGUUGCGAGCGAAAUUUCCCAAUGGAGAAAUACGGUUCGAGCUGCUCGAGUCGGUGCGGGGAGCAGAUGUCUACAUAGUUCAGACCAGCUGCGAGCCGAUUAACGACAUGCUGAUGGAGCUUCUGGUUAUGGUGCAGACGUGUCGCUAUGCAUCGGCCAACACGAUUACGGCAGUUAUGCCAUUGUUUCCAUACUCUAGGCAAGAUAAAAUGGAUUCGUGGAAGCAGCCCAUUACGGCCAAGCUAGUGGCAAAUAUGCUCUCUGUAGCUGGGGUCAAUCGUGUCCUCACCAUGCAACUGCACACCCAUCAGCUGCAGGGAUUUUUUGAUAUACCUUGCGACAAUCUACAAUCCGAUAUUGCCAUCGAAUCAUGGAUAAAACGAUUUAUCCCAGACUAUACGGAGCUGGUGAUUGUGGGCGCAGACAAAGGAGCAGUAAAAACGGCCACCCAUAUUAGCCACAACCUGGGCACUCACGUGGCUCUGUUCCAUAAGCAGAGACGGGUGGCAAGCGAGGUGCAUGACAUGAUACUUGUUGGCAACGUUCGCGGCAAGGUCGUUGUGGUUGUGGAUGAUCUAGCAGACACAAGUAAUACCCUAUGCAUAGCCGCUGAGCGUUUGAAGGAUGCCGGAGCAUCGAAAAUCUACGCAAUCAUUACUCAUGGCGUAUUUUCGGGACAGGCCCCACAGAAGCUCAGUGAAUCGUUAUUUGAGCUUGUUGUCUGCACAAAUACCAUUCCCCAGCCCACGGAAAUCGCCAACAAUCCGAAGUUUCACAUCAUUGAUGUCUCCAAUAUAUUUGCAAAAUGCAUUUGGAACAUGCACGACAGUAUUAGUGUUGCGAACGCUUUUCAAUCAGAGUCCAGCCUGCUUAACUGGCGUUUGUCCACUAAAAAAAAUACCGAUGGUGUUUCUAAUAGCGUGACAGCAGAGAAAUUUGAUAAUUUUUCACAAAACGAGUGUAACGAGUAUAAUCAAAAGUCUACUCAAACUACAUAA
This is a messenger RNA of Drosophila obscura, 1086 nucleotides long. RefSeq names its product ribose-phosphate pyrophosphokinase 2-like. NCBI's taxonomy places the organism in Eukaryota, Metazoa, Arthropoda, Insecta, Diptera, Drosophilidae. The transcript has a single exon. Gene Ontology annotation, cellular component: ribose phosphate diphosphokinase complex; cytoplasm. Gene Ontology annotation, molecular function: magnesium ion binding; ribose phosphate diphosphokinase activity. The record is from RefSeq and is a predicted model, not a curated record. Bases 1 to 1086 code for a protein of 361 amino acids. Gene Ontology annotation, biological process: purine nucleotide biosynthetic process; 5-phosphoribose 1-diphosphate biosynthetic process.